AUGGCCAGCAAGGAUAGUGGGCAGGCAUUUGCCCCGGUCCUAGCGGCCGUCGCGACAAUGCAAGGCAACGUGCCAAAGGCCGAGAAGCUGCAAGCCCAUGAAUUCCUGGAAAAGUUCCAGAAAUCUGUCGAAGCAUGGACAGCGACACACGCUUUAUUACAGUCAUCAGACACCCCGGUGGAAGCUAAACUAUUCGCAGCAACAACAUUGAAGGGAAAGAUUGUGUUCGAUUUGGACCAACUCCCCGAACUGUCCGUCGUGGCGCUGCGCGAUUCCAUACUCAACCUUCUUGUCUCUUACUCCGCCGGUCCACGCCCCAUUCAAACUCAGCUAUGUGUUUGCUUGGCAAGCCUGGCGAUUCAGAUGCUAUCUUGGAAAGACGUGUUGGUCACCGUGGGUUCGGUAUUGGGUAGCGCCUCGGGCGACUGUUUGCUGGAAUUUUUGAAAAUUCUGCCCGAGGAGGUAACGGAAGGUCGUAAGAUCAAUCUCAGUGAAGACGAAUUGAUUGAAAGAACGAGGGAACUACUGGAAGACAAUGCGGAACAGGUGUUGCAGCUGAUGAUUCAGUACUCCCAAUCUUCGCCCACUGCUGCGACCAACCCCCGUCUUUUGGACUGUAUCACCUCAUGGCUCCGCGAAAUCCCCGCCGCCCAAGUUGUCGAGUCACCUCUGAUGGAUGUUAUCUUGAAAUCAUUGGAAAAUGACGCAUCUUUUGACGAGGGUGUCGAUUGUAUGUGCACACUCUAUCGAGACACCAAGGAUACCACCGAGUCAAUCUCGGUCAUUCAAGCUCUCUAUCCACGAUUGAUGGCUCUUCGACCUAAGAUUCAUGAAACUGCCGAAGCGGAAGACUUGGAGGCUUUCAAGGGUAUCACACGACUGUUCGCGGAGGCAGGUGAGGCAUGGGCAGUUCUUAUCGCCCGGAUGCCAGUAGAAUUCCGAGGUCUGGUGGAGGCUGUUCUUGAGUGCAGUGCUCGGGAUUGGGAGCGUGAAGCAGUGUCCUUGACUUUUCUUUUCUGGUAUGAACUUAAGCAGUUCAUCACACUUGAACGCUAUGCCGAGGCCCGCGUGCAUUUCCAAGAUAUUUACUCGCAGCUGGUGGAUAUUAUGGUCAAACAUUUGGAAUUCCCCAGCCCCGAAGACGGAGAGACUGACUUAUUUGGCGGUGAUCGCGAGCAAGAAGAGAAGUUCCGUGGGUUCCGCCAUGCGAUGGGUGACGUGCUGAAGGACUGCUGCGCUGUUGUCGGUGUUAUCGACUGUCUUGCCAAGAUUUAUAACCUAAUCCAACAAUGGGUGGGCAAGUAUGCGGCGCAGGCCAGUGACGAUCAUGUUCCACACUGGCAAGAGCUGGAGGCACCCCUCUUUGGCUUGCGGGCCAUGGGUCGAAUGGUUGAUCCAGAAGAAAAUACUGUCUUGAGUCAGCUGAUUAGCCUGAUUGUACAGAUUCCCAAUCAGGAGAAGGUGCGGUUCCAGGCCAUCAUGGCCCUCGCUCGUUACACUGAGUGGACGGCAGUUCAUCCGGAGACUCUUGAGGCACAACUGAAUUACGUUAUCUCUGGCUUCCAUCACUCUUCGCCGGAAGUAGUUCAGGCGGCUGCACUUGCAUUCAAGUUCCUCGGAACCGACUGCCAGAAGCUACUAGGUGGCCAUAUUGGCCAGCUGCAUACCUUCUUCGAGUCCGUACUCGACAAAUUGAAGCCUACCAGUCAAGAAGAAGUGACAGAAGGUGUUGCGGCCGUAGUGGCUGUGCAGCCUCUAGAAAAGAUAUACGAAUCAUUCAAGAUGUUCUGCGAUCCCAUCAUGCAACGAAUCAUGACCCUGGCUGACAAGGCUCGCGAGGACGAAGAUACCCAGCGAGCGGUAGCCGACCACUUGGCUCUGAUCACAAUUUUCGUCCAAGUGGUGACUCCCAUUGUUUCCCCAGGCCAAGAAAAUCCUGCUGUGAAAUACUGUGGCGAGAUCCUGCCCAUAAUGACCACAAUUGUUCUGAAUUUCCCCAGCGCGACUCCCAUUUUAGAGCGCGUGUGCCGUUGCUGGCGCUACAUGAUUAUUUCCUACCGAACUGCCAUGAUUCCACUCCUACCAAUCCUAGCUCAAAGCAUUAGCGAUGGAUUUGCGGCAUCCCGUGAAGGUUGCUUCUUAUGGACCACUGACGCAGUUGUUCGUGAAUUCUCUGCUGGUGCUGAGUAUGUGGACCCGGCCACCAGCGAUGCUGUAUACCAAUUCUAUGAGCAGCAGGCAAUCGCCUUCCUCCGUAUUCUAAAUGAUUUGCCUCCUCAGAAUUUGCCCGAUGUCAUUGAGGAUUUUUUCCGGUUGUCGUCUGACGCUGUUCGCUACUAUCCCAUGAAGUGCCUCAGUUCAAGUUUGGCCAUUCCUAUCUUCGAAGCUGGUCUCAUUGCCCUCACCUUGGAACAGGUUGACCCUGUUAUUGCCACCCUUCAUUAUUACCGCGACCUUUUCAGCUUCGCAUUCGAUAAGCCUUUGGCUUCCGAUUUUUCCAGCGUGGAUGGAACCCCUUACGUCAACCCUCCCGAAGUUCGGGAGGCUGUGAAGGCUCUCAUUCUCUCUCAGGGCCAGGUUCUGGCGCAACGCGCUUUUACAGGCAUGAUGUUCACUUUCCCUGGUGACUGCUUCCCAGAUGCUUCUGGGGUUAUCAUGAACAUGUUUGAGUUGAUUCCCCAGCAAACAGGAGCUUGGAUUCAAACCACUCUACAGAUGUUGCCAGCCGGCUCCAUGAAGGCUGGUGAGGCUGAGCGGUUGCUCAAGGGCAUUUCAGACAAGGUGCAGUCUGGCGAGACGCGCAAAAUUCGUGCUUUGCUUCAAGACUUCACCAACUCCUAUCGCCGCCGCAAUGUUGCCCCCCGAGAUGGACUUGGCCGUCUUGAGGCCACUCGCUUCCGGUUCAGCGGAUGA
This is a messenger RNA of Penicillium taxi, 2913 nucleotides long. Its product is annotated as mRNA transport regulator MTR10. Bases 1 to 2913 code for a protein of 970 amino acids. NCBI's taxonomy places the organism in Eukaryota, Fungi, Ascomycota, Eurotiomycetes, Eurotiales, Aspergillaceae. The record is from RefSeq and is a predicted model, not a curated record. Gene Ontology annotation, biological process: protein import into nucleus. Gene Ontology annotation, molecular function: small GTPase binding. The transcript has 5 exons. Gene Ontology annotation, cellular component: nuclear membrane; cytoplasm.